UUAUUUUACAUGUACACGACAGGAUCAUAUUGCCAGGAGGAUAAGAGCAUUACUAUAAGCGCGAUUGAGAAAUUGAGAGAAAGGAAAAUGGAAAAGUGGCGGGGACGACGAGUGGUGAUGCUGCUACUGCCGCCGCUGGAGAUGAAGAGGAUGCCGACUUUGCCAUCAUUGUCGGUGAUGGUAGUCGUCGUCGUCGCCUUGAUGGGACAGCAGAUGACCCCUACUGACGCCUUCGUGCCGCCCGACCCGCACGCCUACGCCAGGCUGCGAGACCAGCUCCGAGUCACGACGAGGAACCAGCACCUGCUGAAUCCCCAGCAGCAGGGAUUGGGCCUCAUCCCUUUCUUCCCGACGCCGUUGCGCAUGUUGCAUCCCGCAGUGCUGGAUGCCACUGGCAAAAUACCCGACGGCAUGCUCGUGGGCAACCUGGUGUCCCUGGGCAGCUUCGACGAGUGCCUGGCCGUGAGGGCCGACAUCACCGGCGACCCACUGCUCAUCAUCGGCGAGGGCGUCUCGCUCGACAUGCUGCCGGAUGCCUUGGAUGCCACGGCCGGCGGGGCUGGGUUCCAGUUCGUCGUCCAGGAGCGAGACUGCGCAGAGGACUCGGCGACCGUCUUUUCCGCCGCCGACUACUGCAUCAUGGCCCUCGUCGCUGCUGUGGUCAUGCUCAUGGUGGCCGGUACGAUCGUGGACGUCCGCCUGCUGGCUACCCAGGCCCAGCUGAAAAAGUUUGACGACCAUCCCCAGCGACUAAUGGACGGAGAAAAGUCCAUCACAUCCGGCUUCCAACUCCUCAAAAAUGGCAAGUGCUGGUACUCGGCCAUCCAGUUCCUCACCUCCUUCUCCGUCUACACCAACGGCAAGAAGAUCCUGAGCACAGCGGACCAUCCGGACGACAUUGGCUGCCUCCACGGACUUCGGUUCAUCUCCAUGACCUGGGUCAUCCUGGCCCACACAUACGGCUUUGGAGGCAUCAACCCGUGGGUCAAUCUCGCGCAGGGAUUGCCAGCAUUCCUGCGACAAUGGGAAUUCACUGCCGUGGCCAACGCGAGCACGUCCGUUGACACGUUCUUCCUGCUCAGCGGCCUCCUCGUGGCCUACAACGUGUUGAAAGAGGUGCAGCGGGCCAAGGGUCGGCUGAGGCCCGAUCCAGUGACCUGGCUCGGGGUCCUGUACGUGCUGCGCUACGUGCGUCUCACGCCGGCCUUCGCCGCGGGCAUCGGCCUGGUGGCCACCCUCGUGCGGCGCGUGGGAGAGGGCCCGCUCUGGGGCCAGCUGCUGGAGAACUCGGACUUGUGCCGCCACGACUGGUGGAAGUACCUGCUCUACGCCCACAACUACGUCCGACCCGACGUGUACUACGAUAACCAGAUCACGUGUUUCCCGCAGGCCUGGUACUUGGCGUGCGACAUGCAGUUGUUCCUCUUGGCGCCGCUGUUCAUCCUGCCCAUGUUCUACUUGGGCACGACAGGACGGCGUCGUUGGGCCGCCUACGCCUGGAUCAGCCUGCUCACCGUCAUUUCCGUCGUGCCGGGCCUCGUCAUCAUGAUACGGAACUCGGGCUACCCGCCCACGCUGAUCCCCAACAACCAGCAGACGGCCUUCUUUUACGACAUCUAUGCCAACACGUACGUGCGAGCAGGCCCCUACCUCGUCGGCAUUGCCCUGGGCUACUACAUCUUCAUGAACAAGAAGCAGCAGAAUAUUAAUGAUAGGUCCCCGUCGUCGACAUCGGCGUCAGCAGCAGCACCGCGGUUGAGCAGACUCGUCGUGGCCCUCGCCUGGCUUGCAGCUACUGGGGCUGCUCUGGCCGUCGUGUACGGGCUGCAGGCCUACGAGCCCUACGAGUCGGACAAGCCGUCGCACGUGGAGAACAUCUUCUACUCGGCCUUUGCCCGCAUGGCCUGGGCCCUGGCAGUGGCCUGGCUCAUCUUUGCCUGCCACUACGGCUACGGUGAUGCUGUAGAUGAAUUAGUCCAGUAUGAACCUUCAAAUGGGCUACUGGAUGACCCACUGCUCCACAAUUCAACACCCCAAGGAAUGGGAUUUAGAGAAAUUGACCUGAAAGAUGGGGAUGAUACCCUUGCAAGGGGAGAGCACCCCCAACAAAUUCCGCCGCCAGCAGAACAAGGAAUCUCCUCAGAACUCCUUCAGAGGACGCAGCAAUUGGAGAGAAAGGAGAAUUUAGAGAUUUACUGGUUCCUGGGCACGCUCACGCUGACCACAGCAGGCGCCUUCCUCUUCUCGCUCAUGUUCGAGAUGCCGUUUGUGGGCAUCUCCAAGUUGUUGUUGAGUCCAGCUCGUGGUUCUAGGACGACAAAGAAGCCUUCCUCACCAGCAGCCGCCGUCACGUCUCCCGUCGAAUCAAAGAAUGACGGGCAAGUGAACCCCGGCUUCGAAGCAGGACCCGAGGGAGAGAAACACGUGGAAACGACCAUCAUCGAGGUGCCCAAGAAAGCUGCGGUGCUUUCGGCCUGAAUCAAACUCCGACUCAUCCAACUGUUUCACCAUUUAUUUUUCGCACGAGCUAUCGGACAAUUGAAAUGCCACGAAUCGAAGCAUAAGAACGAAUCAUCAGCGCCCAGGAUUAAUGAUGAACAAAAAUAAUAAUUCAAUAACGCGACGACUGCAAUUUCUUUUCUCUUCGACCGGUCGAUCCACAAAUCCUUUCGGCAUUCCACAUCUCGGGUCCACAUCAACAUGAACAACCAUCACCUUUGCGGUCGCAGCAAAAAUGUCCCGUGACUAGCAGCGCUUUGAUUCCACAAUGUGCAAGCACGUACAGUACAGUGAAGCAGUUUCCCUUCCAUUCUCGGCAAAGGAAAGACGGAAUAAAAUUGGUACGUGCAUAACA
Messenger RNA from Notodromas monacha, 2854 nucleotides. The record is from the annotation of a GenBank genome assembly. Lineage: Eukaryota; Metazoa; Arthropoda; Ostracoda; Podocopida; Cyprididae.